AAAACGGACAACUCGGUCAAAAUGACGGCAGACUCCCUCCUGUUCCCUUUCACAGCCAAGGCAGCUCUAAACAUCAGAUUUUACCCCCCACUCUCCCGGCACAAGAGAGAGGCCCUGCGGAGCUUCCACUACAAAAGCUGGACUGAACUCAUCCUGGUCAUCAAGGAGCGAUUCUGGGAGAAGGAAGGGAUCCGCUGGGGCGUUACGGAUCGCCCGUCGAUCUUUAUUAACUACAUGACCGAAUCUCACACCUUGUCAGACGAGUCCUUGUUCUUCCUGGGGAGGAGCGACGAGGCCUGCCAGGAGCUGGCCCUGAGUGACCUGGCUGCCAUCCACAGCGAGGGCGUCCAUGCUCUGUACGAAGGUGGGCUGGUGAAGAAGUGGAGCCUGGAUGAGUCCAGCCUGGGUGUCUUUGCGCCAUUCAUGCCUUUCCAGCUGACGGAUUAUCACCAGGACCUGCUCGUGGCCUUUCAGAGAGUGUGCUUCACGGGGAAGCACACCGCCCUGCUCCACUUAUCGAUCGAGAUCGAUUGA
Lepisosteus oculatus (spotted gar) is the source of this 534-nucleotide messenger RNA. NCBI's taxonomy places the organism in Eukaryota, Metazoa, Chordata, Actinopteri, Semionotiformes, Lepisosteidae. The record is from RefSeq and is a predicted model, not a curated record.